UGACCCACUCUCUCUCUCUCUCUCUCUCUCUCUCUCUCUCUCUCUCUAAAGCUAAAUUUCUCACUCCUCUUUCUCUCUCUCUCUCUCUCUCUCUACAUCUAUUUCUCAUCUACAUACGCAAACGAAGAAGAGGAGGGAGGGGGGAGAGAGGAUCGUCACCUGAUUAGGGAAGCGAUCUCGGAUCCAGGUGAGCAGCGGCGCGGGGGUGCGGCAUGGACGAGGGGCAGGGAGCGGCGGCGCCGCCGCACGGGGUGCUGUUGGCGGCGGUGGUGGCGGCGGUGGCGGCGGGGCCGUUCCUCCUCGGCGACUGGGAGGCAGUCACGGAGUGGAUCGCGGAGCUGCUGAGCCCCGCGGGGCUGCUCCUCCUCCCCGUAACCCUAAUCCUGCUCAUCCGCUUCCUCUCCUCCGACCGCGCCGCCGCCCUCUCCGACCUCCUCUCCUUCUCCGGCGCCGGCGCGGCGGCGCCCGACUCCGCCCCCCGCGUCGGCGGCUCCCCGUUCGGCGUCGCCCUCGUCCUCGCCCUCAUCCUCUUCCUCCUCUACCACCGCAUCUCCCUCUUCGGCGGCGGCGGCGACGACGGCGAGGACUAGACACCGCCCGCUCCCCGAGGCCAUCCUUAUCUUCUUCUUCUUCUUCUUCUUCUUCUUCUUCGCUUAUUAUGAUGCUUUGCAAAUGCGCUAGUACUGUUUUUCCGGUAUGUAUAAGUUUUAUUUAAGACGACGCUGUAAAUUACCAUCAGAUCCGAUUCGUUCGGGGUUUGGAAAUUUAAAUACGAAUUCAGAAACUUCGAGAUUUUCAUUUUUUU
Messenger RNA from Ananas comosus (pineapple), 805 nucleotides. RefSeq lists its product as uncharacterized. The transcript has a single exon. NCBI's taxonomy places the organism in Eukaryota, Viridiplantae, Streptophyta, Magnoliopsida, Poales, Bromeliaceae. The record is from RefSeq and is a predicted model, not a curated record. Bases 213 to 590 code for a protein of 125 amino acids.